AUGCUUUUGAGAGAAGCCAUGAAUGAUCCACUUAUAUGGAGGUACAAAGUGAUAAUUCUUGAUGAGGCCAAUGAAAGAUCAUUAGCUACAGAUAUGUUGCUUGGGGUUCUAAAGGGAGUGUUGAAGAAAAGACCUGAUCUUAAGCUGGUUGUAAUCAGUGAUACUCAUGAGGCUGAAAAGUUUCAAGCUUAUUUCUUUGGUGCACCUUUGAUCAAACAUCCUGGUAGACUUCAUCCUGUUGAAGUUUUUUACACCCAGGAGCCUGAAAGGGACUACCUUGAAGCAGCAAUCCGAACAAUGUUGCAAAUACAUAUGUGUGAACCUCAAGGUGACAUACUCGUCUUCCUCACUGGAAAUAAAGAGAUAGAAGAUGCAUGUCACAAGAUAACAGAAGAAGUUUCCAGAAUGGGAGAUCAAUUAGGGCCAGUGAAUGUUGUACCUCUGUAUUCUACACUCACUCCAUUGAUGCUGAACAAGAUAUAUGAACCUCCUCCAUUUCCAUUAACUAAGGGUGGUCUUGCUGGAAGAAAGAUUGUAUUUUCAACAAACAUUGCAGAAACUUCAUUCACCACAGAUGGGAUUGUUUAUGUCAUAGACCCUGGAUUUGCAAAGCAAAAAGUCUACAAUCCACGAACGAGGACCAAUCAUGGUGCUAUGAGAACUUUAUUGAUUUUAGGGCGCUUAAAUCUGUAG
Molecule: messenger RNA, 693 nt
Organism: Lactuca saligna
Lineage: Eukaryota; Viridiplantae; Streptophyta; Magnoliopsida; Asterales; Asteraceae
Source: the annotation of a GenBank genome assembly